This is a messenger RNA of Ogataea angusta, 717 nucleotides long. RefSeq lists its product as uncharacterized. Bases 1 to 717 code for a protein of 238 amino acids. NCBI's taxonomy places the organism in Eukaryota, Fungi, Ascomycota, Pichiomycetes, Pichiales, Pichiaceae. The record is from RefSeq and is a predicted model, not a curated record. Gene Ontology annotation, cellular component: nucleus. The transcript has a single exon.
AUGUUUCUACGCCGUUUUAGCAGCUUUACGGCGCCCUUGAAGCGGGCUGACAAGUGGGAUCUCCCAGAUCUGGAGAAGCUCCCUGGUGGGUUUCGAGGAAAAGUGUACAACCGUCGAGACUGGAAAGAGCACAUAUCCAGGAACACAGAUAUAUUCGCCAAAGAAGAGGCCCAGAAACCGAAACCACAAAUUAAGCUGCCUCCACCGGGAUGGCGCAAGGACAAGUCGUUGCCGCUGUAUAUGAGACAGAAGUAUGCUUUGAAAGAAAAAGCGGCGCAGAUGGACCUCACAAAAACGAAGAAGCUGUCCAGACAAGCUAUUGAGGGAAUCCGGGUGUUGCAUUCCAAGUACCCUGACGAGCUGCCGAGCUACAAGCUAGCAGAGUUUUUCCAAGUGCCUGUUCUUGCGGUGGCCAAGAUCCUGAAGUCGAAAUGGACUCCUAAGCCCCACGAGAGAGCCGCGAAGGAGAGAAAAUGGGAAGAGCGUGGAAAAGAGCUGCGACGCAAGAUCUUUUUGGAAAAUCAGCUGGAAAAAUUCUUUGAGGCCAAGGAGCAAGAGCUGGGUUUAGAGCUGCCGUAUUUCUUCAAGCAGGAGCUGCGGGAUUUUGCCAAUCUGCACGGAUUCAACGACCUAGAGGACCAGUUUUACCAUCUGAAUGAGAUAAGAGUCAAGAGAGAAAAAGAAGCUCCGGCACUAAAGUUGGAGGACGAUAUAUAG